CUACGUCAUUGCGCUUGGAGACAGCAGACUAGAAGAACCAAAACAAUGAGAUUUACAUUAUCUCGCAAACAACUCUUUAACAUUCGGCCUUAUUAGGAACAAAUAGAGUGAUCAGGUGGGAUGUUGCAAUUCCUAUAAAAGUUACCAACCCCUAAAGCCAGUUUUUAGUCCCAUUUAGUGCUUGGCGAGUGUUCAUUUUGGACCUUGCCUGCAGGACUGAACUGACAUGAUCUGCUGAUCGGUCCCCCUCCUCUAGAAUAAUGCAUCAUCAGUAAAGAUGGGAGGCAGCGGGUCCAAAACUAAAGGAGUCUGGCCUUUUAGCAGCUCAGGAGCUGGUGGAGAUCCUCCCGGUGAGGUCACUGAACAGUGUUUAGCGCGUCUGAAAGGCUUCAAGAAUGCCACACCAUUUGUCUUCACAAGGAAAAGUUCCUUGUAUUUUGAUGAAGAUGGCGAUCUUGCUCAUGAGUUUUAUGAGGAGACUGUGGUGACCAAGAAUGGCAGAAAGAAAGCCAAGCUGAAAAGAAUUCAGAAAAACCUCAUACCUCAGGGAAUCGUUAACUUGGAUCACCCCCGAAUCCACGUGGACUUCCCUGUCAUCCUGUGUGAAAUAUAAGCAAACAGACUCUUUAGGAAGUGACACGGCUCUAGGAGCGCCACAAUCACCCUCGAGUCUCGACUUCCUUCCACCUCUGCCGUUCCUCUGUAAGGACACCCCGUGGCUCUCUGUUACGACAGGGAGGGCGUUUGCCCUUCAUCUGGCUUUGACCAAAAAGUUGAAUCAUAUUUUCUAAUUUGCAUUCUGGUGUAUAGACAGCAGACGUACGUCGUCCUGUCUUCUGUGAUGUACAGUAGGGAAUGCAUGUGCAAUGAGAGUGUGUAAGUAAGGAACCUAAAGCUAUGCAGGGAUUGUACAUAAAUCAUGUGUUUGUUAAUGUCGACCAAUUGCAGUGCGUGUUUAUCGUUUUAUUGUAUAUUAUAAUAUUCUGUUGUAUCAAAGUCUGUCUCUGUUUGUUGGGCCGCAACCCACAUCUGCACUUGUAAUCAUUUAAUGUACAGUAAAUUAUGAGUUAAUAUACUUGAAUAAAAUGGUUUAGCAGAUUA
Messenger RNA from Rhinichthys klamathensis goyatoka, 1101 nucleotides. RefSeq names its product tumor suppressor 2, mitochondrial calcium regulator a (gene tusc2a). NCBI's taxonomy places the organism in Eukaryota, Metazoa, Chordata, Actinopteri, Cypriniformes, Leuciscidae. The record is from RefSeq and is a predicted model, not a curated record. Bases 278 to 613 code for a protein of 111 amino acids. Gene Ontology annotation, biological process: inflammatory response; regulation of mitochondrial membrane potential. The transcript has 6 exons. Gene Ontology annotation, cellular component: mitochondrion.